Molecule: messenger RNA, 594 nt
Organism: Saprolegnia parasitica CBS 223.65
Lineage: Eukaryota; Oomycota; Saprolegniomycetes; Saprolegniales; Saprolegniaceae
Exons: 3
Coding region: 1-579 (192 amino acids)
Source: RefSeq, a predicted model, not a curated record
AUGUUGCGUCCGGAAGAAUGCAACCACUUUCCGAUUUGCAAGCUUCCUCGCAAGAUACACAACCUCCAGUCGUCCUUCUACUUUGGCACUGUCAACCAAACACUUACGAAUUACGACGACGUCGACGAGGUGUACACGAAAGCGUUUGGGUGGAUCCUUCCCGCCGGCUUUGUGUUCAUCCCCGUUAUCGACACGCUCGUUGACCGCUUCGGCCUCCCCAUCUCGAUGCUCUCGACGACGCUCCUCAGCAUUGGCUACCACAUUCUCGCCAUGAUCCACUCGCUCCCACUUCAAAUCCUCACGUUCUUGCUCUUCACGGCCUUUCGCGCGCUCUUCUACGCCAACGUGGCCACGUGCGGCGCAACGACCUUUGGCCACACCAACAUGGGCAAGAUCCUCGGCACUGUUUACUCGUCGUCGGCGAUCGUCGCGCUCCUUGAAAUCCCCGCCGCGCAGUCGGCCAACUCGAGUGAGACGGGUUGGAACGUCCUGUACGCGGUCUCGCUCGGCCUCGCCAUCGCGCUCGUGCCCGUCAUCCUUGUGUACCGCCGCCGGUUCUACGCCAAGACAACGGUCUAAGCGCACAUUCUGUUG